AUGGCCGAUUCUAAUAAUGCUUGGGAGGGCAACGAGGAAACUCAAAAUGAUCCUGAUGAGAAGAGAGUGCUUCAUCAAGCCUUGGAUUCUUUCUACCACUACCAAAAGACCGCUCACUACAACACCACUCAUCUACGAAGACAAGCCUUCUACGCCUUACCUCGAGCUCACUGGGAACUUCUCGCAUCACCACCCAUUAAUUACCUAGAUACCUUAAUAGCCGUCGACGACGCUAUAGAUCAAAAUGCCGAACUCUCAGAAGCCAUCUUAUCAGCGGCCCUCCCAUCCUUCAAUCUUCCCUAUCCCUCUUCAAACUUCAACCCUUCCACCAAAUCUCCCGAUGAUUUCCGAGGUACAGCAACCUCAGGUGAUCUCGAAAAGGCCCGAAGUACCCUCCGGCAAAUGUAUCGAGACUGGUCUUCCGAAGGAGCAGUCGAACGCGAAGCAUCCUACCGCCCUGUAAUCCGCGCCCUCCAAGACGAAAAAGCUAGAUCCUCUCCCCUCAAACGCAAUAUGCGCGUCCUAGUUCCAGGCGCAGGUCUUGGACGUCUAGUAUUUGAUCUUUGUAUGCAAGGGUUCGACGUCGAAGGCAAUGAAAUUAGUUAUCAUCAACUUCUUGCCAGCGCCUAUAUUCUCAAUUUCUGUCCCCAAAAGGAAAAUCAUACUAUUUUCCCUUGGGUUCAUUCCUUCUCCAAUCACAAAACUCGAAGCAAUCAUCUCCGAUCCGUCAAAAUCCCAGAUGUUCACCCAGGAGAUGCGUUAAACUCCAACCCACAAGCAGGAGAAAUGACAAUGAGUGCCUCCGAUUUCCUCCUCUUAUAUGGUGAUGAAGAACGUGCCGAAUCUUUCGACGCAGUAGCCGCUGUCUUCUUCCUUGAUACAGCUCCAAACAUCAUCCGCUAUCUCGAAGCUAUUCGCAACUGCCUCAAACCUGGCGGCAUACUCAUAAAUAUGGGACCACUCCUCUGGCAUUUUGAAAACAAUCCUCCUGGUUCCUCUACCCCUCCAUCAUCAAAACAACCUAGCGAUCAGAUUCAGGAUCAUGGUAUUGCCGAUCCUGGAAGCAUCGAACUUACAAACUCAGAAGUACUGCUUCUACUUCCUAAAUUGGGGUUUGAGGUCCUUACUUCCUCGACUGAUUUAAGAGCGCCCUACAUUCAAGACCCAGAUUCCAUGCUACAAAAUACUUAUUCGGCUAGUUUUUGGGUGGCGAGGAAGAGCGAGGAGAGAGGAAAUUCGAAUCAUGGACAUGCACAGCCACGCGAUAAUGGUAUGCAAGAAGGAAAACAUGAACAUGGUAUCCCAGCCAUAAUUCGAGAAGAGGACGAAGAAGGAAUUGAAGAAGCACCGGCAGGCUGGGUAUAG
Molecule: messenger RNA, 1365 nt
Organism: Botrytis byssoidea
Lineage: Eukaryota; Fungi; Ascomycota; Leotiomycetes; Helotiales; Sclerotiniaceae
Exons: 2
Coding region: 1-1365 (454 amino acids)
Molecular function (GO): S-adenosylmethionine-dependent methyltransferase activity
Source: RefSeq, a predicted model, not a curated record